Molecule: messenger RNA, 627 nt
Organism: Linum tenue
Lineage: Eukaryota; Viridiplantae; Streptophyta; Magnoliopsida; Malpighiales; Linaceae
Source: the annotation of a GenBank genome assembly
UUAUAUCUUUCUGCUUUUCACUUUCAGCUCAAGGAACUGGAGAAGUUGGGGCCUAAGAAAGGUGUGAUUACUCGAUCUGUGAAAGAUGUUGUCCAGAGUCUUGUGGACGAUGACCUGGUUUUAAAAGACAAAAUAGGAACAUCGGUUUACUUUUGGAGCCUUCCUAGCAGUACUGGAAAUCAGCUGAAGAAUAUAAAGGACAAACUUGGUUCUGAUCUGCAAAGCAGUAAGAAGCGGUACGCGGAGCUUAUUGAACAGUCUGCGGGACUAAAGAAGGGUCGUGAAGAAUCAGAUCAAGCUAUAAAGACCAGUGGCCAGUGUCAAACCCCUCUAACUAAGUCUGAUUUGCAUCAGGAGGAGAUGGCAAAAUAUGCAGAUAACGAUCCAGCUGCAUUCCAAGCAAUGAAGGAAGCUAUUGACGUCGCUCAUGCAGCCGCAAACAGAUGGACUGACAAUAUCUUCACUUUGAGGCAGUGGUGUUCAAAGAACUUCCCCCAAGCGGCAGAGCAGCUUGAUAACCUGUUCAAGGAGUUGGGAGUAACGGAUGAAUUUGACUACUUGGAGCUUGCACCUGCUCUCCCUCUCAAUGCGAUAGGCGCCCCCGAGGCUGAAGAAGGCACUCCCUAG